AUGGAGGUUGUCAAGAAUCAGCAACCACUUUCCUCUCUUCGCAUCCUGGAGCCAGCCUUCAACGGCCUGGUCGGCGAUAUCCCGGAAAAUUUGCUCGAACCGGGCCGCGUUACUUGCGUGGAUCCAGGAGAUCCUCGUUGCCGGCGACUGGCAUCGGACUCGCCAGUCAGAGGUCUACGACGUCGGAAGCAGUUCAUUCUAGUCAUAGCUCCAAGCGCUACCGUCUGGUUUCCUAUUGUAGGGAUGGCAGCGAUGGUUGCGACUAGUGCGAACGCACAAAAAUCGUACUCGAUCUUCGACAUCUCUGCUCUAAUGGGCCGGCUUGAACGCCAUGCCAACGUCCACGCCGAUCUGCCCGAUUGGCUGGGCGUUUGGGUCCUUCCGCUUAAUCCCAGCCAUUGGGCCCCCAACGCCGUUCAUUACGACUGUCGAGUAGCCAAUGACUCUCACUCGGGAGACUGA
Messenger RNA from Penicillium pulvis, 462 nucleotides. RefSeq lists its product as uncharacterized. The transcript has 3 exons. The record is from RefSeq and is a predicted model, not a curated record. The coding region runs from base 1 to 462 and encodes 153 amino acids. Lineage: Eukaryota; Fungi; Ascomycota; Eurotiomycetes; Eurotiales; Aspergillaceae.